Messenger RNA from Salvelinus namaycush (lake trout), 1089 nucleotides. RefSeq names its product prolactin-releasing peptide receptor-like. Gene Ontology annotation, cellular component: neuron projection; plasma membrane. The coding region runs from base 1 to 1089 and encodes 362 amino acids. The transcript is spliced from 2 exons. Gene Ontology annotation, molecular function: neuropeptide binding; neuropeptide Y receptor activity. NCBI's taxonomy places the organism in Eukaryota, Metazoa, Chordata, Actinopteri, Salmoniformes, Salmonidae. Gene Ontology annotation, biological process: G protein-coupled receptor signaling pathway. The record is from RefSeq and is a predicted model, not a curated record.
AUGGAAGGCAGUGGCACUGGAUGGACUGGAGGUCUGCUGCCCUCUGUAGGCGAAGAGGCAACUAAGGAGCACUCAGUCUUUGAGGUGGCUGUCCAGAACAGCUUGGCCAACCACAGCUCCCUGUUUGCAGACGUGGCUCUGCUGCAGAGCUUCAAGCUGCUCAUUAUCCCAUGCUACGCCCUGGUGGUGGUGGUGGGUGUGUUGGGGAACUACUUGCUGCUCUACGUCAUCUGCCGCACCCGCAAGAUGCACAAUGUCUCCAACUUCUUCAUCGGGAAUCUGGCCUUCUCAGACAUGCUGAUGUGUGUGACCUGUGUACCAUUCACCCUGGCCUAUGCCUUCAACCCCCGUGGCUGGGUGUUUGGAAGGUUUAUGUGCUACCUGGUGUUCCUGAUCCAGCCAGUCACAGUUUACGUGUCUGUCUUCACCCUCACCGCCAUUGCUGUCGACAGGUACUAUGCCACUGUGCAUCCUCUGAAGAAGCGCACCUCGGUGGCCACCUGUGCCUAUGUGCUGUCAGGGAUCUGGCUGCUGUCCUGUGGUCUGGUGGCUCCAGCUGUGGCCCACACCUACCACGUGGAAUUCAGAGAGGAGGGCCUCACCAUCUGUGAGGAGUUCUGGCUGGGGCAAGAGAAGGAGAGGCUAGCCUACGCCUAUAGCACCUUGCUGGUUACCUACGUCCUGCCACUCUCUGCCGUCUGUGUCUCCUACCUCUGCAUCUCUGUCAAGCUGAGGAACUGUGUGGCACCGGGACAUCGGACCCGGGACCAGGCAGAGGCACAGCGAGCCCGGAAGCGGAAGAUCUUCCGUCUGGUUGCGCUGGUUGUGGCGGCCUUUGGGGUGUGCUGGCUGCCCAUUCACGUGUUCAACGUAUUGCGUGACAUCGACAUCCGCCUCAUCAACAAGCGCCACUUCCUGCUCAUCCAACUAAUGUGCCAUCUGUGUGCCAUGAGCUCGUCCUGCUGUAACCCCUUCCUGUACGCCUGGCUGCACGACCGCUUCCGCGCCGAGCUGAGGAAGAUGUUCACCUGCCACCGCCGCAUCGGCAUCCCUGCCAACCACUGUGCUACAGCCAGCGUGGCCCUGUGA